UUAAACUCAUUUUUCUUUCUUUAUCCCGAUUGUAACUGGUUUCAACUUAAAUUACCUUUUAAGGUAAAACCUCCACUAGCAAAGUGGAAAUUUCAUCGCUGGUUAAAAUGGGCCAUUUCACAAAAUGUAAUCGAUCCUGCUGACUACUUCAUCCCGAUUCGUUAUUUACGAGUAAUUAGUCCUCUCAAGUAUUGCAACGGGAGCGUUGUUCGCAAUAAAAGUGACGUUACAGGAAACUCGAUCUCUUCGAACGAGAUCGAGCGGUCUAAUAAAUUUACUCGAAGAAGAACGAGAUCUCAGAGAGUACCAGACUUGCCCAUCACGUCGAAAGAAGAAGCAACGGAAGAUAUUAAUCGAUGGAUCGACUUCAAUAAGAUGGCUUCAUACGUGACGGACGUACAUCUGUUCUACAAAUUGGAGUACUUCCAGUGCUCGAUUCAAGUAACAGGCGACACAUUAAAGAUAAAUAAUGAGAAUCGAAAAGCAGAAGUACCAAAAGCAAGUACAAAAGAGAUUAAAAAGGAGAAAACAGGUACUUUCAUACAUUUACAUGUACGCACAAUUAAAACAAAAGCCAUCAAGUAUCUAUACACCUACAACAACAUUGACAAGAUUGUAAAAUCCGGAUACAAACCUUUGUAUUUGUUCUGCGAUUCCCCGAAAAAGAAAUUCUUCUUAGUCAAUCUUUGCACCGCACCGAAGAUGAAAAAUGCCGAUUUGCAUAAAAGAGAUUACUUAAUCCUAGAAAAGUACGAUUGGUUCCACGUACCCGAUUCAUCGAAUCAAUCGAUAACUAUUUCUACAACCGGCAAUAAGUCGACUGUUAUGGAAUUAGAAGCUGGCAGACAACUUUUGCGAAUUAACAGCCGUUUGGACUAUGGCCUGAUGAUCAUUUCUUCCGACACCAAUUUCCAUCUUGGAGAUCGGGCGACUGUGCAACAGCUGAUGACUACAGAGUCCGUCAGAAUCGAGCAGAUAUCAAAAACAAUUAGCGAUAAUCUCUGCAAAAUGUAUCGAUCGUUUGGAACGAAAGAAUAUCCAGCGAUGUUGCAGAAUUUUUAUCGAAGCUACAUUCCUAACUUGCAACUUGUUCCUUCAAGAAAAAAUAAGAAUUUCCGAACGUUAAUACAUCAUUUCUUCAUGGAAGAACAAGUUCGGUUGAUCAGGGAAACUGUUCCCGAUAAGGAAUUUGAAGACUUCCUUUAUUCUUUAAGAAUAUUUUUCCUAAAUCCGUAUAUUAGAUCAGAAUACCUAGAUUUAACGACCAAUCAGAAAACUCUUCGAGACCUUAUCACACGGGAAACUUCAAAAACAUGGUUUCCUAUGUACAAACAUAAAGAAGGCUCGACCGAUGAUCAAGCUGCGACGAUGAUUCAAUCUUUUCUCAAGAUGGCUCUUAUAAAAAAAUACAAACAGUUUCACAAUUCCGAACAUACUCUUCAUACGCAAAUUCGCGAACGACUCCUGAAGAUAUCUGAUCUGUUUGACUCAUUUUUCGUAAGCCAGUUACUGAGGAAUGUUAUCAACCGUCAUAAAAAUCUUCUACAAGAUCUGUAUCCUUGCUCUGAGGAUUUUAUUCACGUUUUGAAUAUUCAGGAAUUCAGAGGAAUCGUGGGGAGCAUCAGGCAAGAACAAUGGUUCCCAAUUGUCAGACUUGUUAUAAAUCCUAAGCCUGCAGAAUCAGUUUUCGCAGCUUUCGAACUAUUAAUCAAUCUCCCUCGUUUCGCACUGCGUGUUUUUAACAAUCAAAACGGACGUGAGGUAACGCGUCUUAUGAAUCACGUGAUUCCAGCUCAUUACAAUCAUCUUCCGGAAGGUUACACAGUGUUCGCUUAUGGUUGGAGUGACAAACAACACUUCAAAGAACUCAACUGGGCGAUUCGCAUAGUUACCAUAAAAGGUGAUCCGAUACUCUAUCAACUGGGUGACCAACGGCCUCUGUCCUUGGAGACCAAACUGCCCAAGCUAACAGUCGACGAAUUAAUCGGUACAUACAUUCCGAAUGCGAGAGACUGUAUCUCACGAUGGAUUCUACGAUCGAUUUCGGAGAGAAGCAUUAUUUCAGUAAGGUUGACAACCUCCUACAAUCUGGCAGAGAUCAGGGUAAAAAUUGUUGAUAAAGAUGAUAACAUUUUGGUCGAUGUGAAAGGCGGGUCAACGAUUUUGUUACCUUUAGUGAUCCUAAACCAUUCUGGCGUAAAUGAUGAAAAUUAUAGAACUGAAAAUAAAAACCAAGACAUUAACAAAGAGUUCGAAAAUGCGAGGAAGAAGAAAAAUUUGUAUUACAUAGAGGCUUUUGUACUCAACAACAGCUGGCCCCUCACCGAUGUCGAGUGGACGGUCGUGAGCCAAGCAAAAGUGAAAAUCACGGGAGAUAUCAACAAAACAAAAUCGGGGAGUAGAACGUCUUCAAGAUCAAGUCUGUUAACGAUGAGAAAACAAUUCGUGAGUAACGGCCAAGUUUUGGAAUCGCCAUUUUGGAUUCUUCAGAUUGUUACAGAUGCUUGGGAUGCAAUAGAGGUAUGCGUUUAUUUUAAUUUAAUCAAGAAAGCUACAUGUCGCGUUAUUCAAAAGAUCUGUCGAGAUAAUAGCAAAGAGCAAGAAAUAAUAUUGUUGAAAGAAUCUUGGCAGUCGAAGGAUUCAAGUCGACCCGAGCGUGGAAAGGAUUUGCGAGAAGCUUUUUUAAAUGCGUACGCCUCAAAAAUGAAAUCUGACGCAUCUUCGAAUCGAAACGGGAUGCAGUUAAAAUUAAUAGAAGACAAAGAUAUGGUAUUUUGUCUGCCGCACACAAGGCAAUACAGAACUCUGAAACCACUAGAAUCUGUUCAUCUACCUGCUUUAGACCUGGCAAAAUAUACAAGAGACGAAAUUAUGAAAAAUCAUCAGAUAAAAACGAAGAUCAACGACGAGUUACUAAAAAGUCAAUGUAUCACCAUCAUCACUGACAGUCAAACAAAUUAUUCCAAUUAUUUGGAGAACCUAGCUGAGCUGAUAAAUAAACAACUGCGAAGAUAUGCGAAGAAUAUCGAUAAGAGAAAGAAGAACUUCUGGCAAAGAAGAUCACUCAUAGAUGCUGCGUAUGAAACGAGGAAAACCUACGUUGAUAAUUUGCUAUCAGAGAGAGCGAAAAAUAAGGCAAAGGGGAAGAAGGAUUGAUAAGAUUCUACCUUACGAAGUAGCGUAAUAUAGCUAAUCAAUUAUGUUUACGAACAUCAUAAUUCAACAAUUAAAUAAUAUAUUUAAAAAUACUUAAGAAUUUAAGCAAUUUAAAUAAUACAAUAAAAUAUAUUUUAACUGUAAAGAAAUAUAUGUCAAAUUACCAACUGUUAUAAUAAACAGAGAUGUGUACUUAGUUUCCCUGCAAGAGCCGAACGAAAUGCUAUUUCAGUAGCUGCUGCUUCGAGAGUGCUGUUCACUUAAGAGGCACACUUGCUACGUUGAUGACUGUCCACGAUCCACCUUUUAAUGACUCCUCUCUGACCGUCCAAGAAAGAAAUAACGGCGAUCCACCCAUUUUUCAUCCGGGACCAGUCCCCGCGGUCUAGCAAGAUUAUUAUGAAACUACGAGAGAAGACGUCUAUGAGAGAGGGGGUGCAUGGAGACGUACAGUGGACGUGAUAAACGGCCUUGAGUACCUAUCAUCGAAAACAUUAUUGCUCUUUUAAUCGUAGAAUCAAUAAAUAAAAUUACUUUUAUUUUUAACUACAAAUUAACUAAUUAGCCUAAAUUAAUUUCGGCCUCAAUUUAGAUUGCUAUUGUUAAUUACAACGUUAUUGAUAAUUUUAUUAACUAUAUUGUCAAGAUUCUGCAAUCUAAGCUUCAAUCUUUGUUUCAACUUAAUUCUUGUAUGUUCUAGUGGAAUUGUCUUCAGAAUUGUCUUACCUCUAUUUUGUAUAAUUCUUUAAGUUUAUAUUAUUUUAAAUUCAAAUACUGAGACAAGUUAAGCCCGUCUAUUAUACAUGCUAUACGCUCUAGCAGCUUACACGCUGAUUGCAGGUGCAGCUGCUACCGCAUUCAGGAUCGGCGUUAGUCCAGCUAGUAAUCACUGUCGAUCAUGUUUGUGUUAGACGAUCUUGUCUGUCGCGUAGCGAAUUACAAUUACGGCGUAUCGCUGCAUCAUGCGCAAGUACUUACGUACGCACUUGCAUUGAAUACUGUAUCUGGAUAUUUAACCUUAGAAUGCACAACCUGAGAACCGAUUUGAUUCCGAUCUUGUUUUAAGCAUCCCGAAGAAUUAUUUUCAAAAUUAUAAAGAAACUCAAAGAUUAUAAAUAAAAAUUUAUUGCAUAAUAAUAAUAGAUAUGGAAAUAAAUAGUAAAAUAAGGGAUCAAAAUAGUGACACGUUCAGAACUAGUACAAAGUAAUCUUUCUUGUCAAAUAUUACACCUGGUUGCAGAAAUAUUUCAUAACUGUAAGUCUAGAAUCGAUUGAACAAUACAACUAAGUAAUUAUUAAGAUUCUAAUUUAAAAUAUUAAUUAUUAACAAAAAUUAUGGUACAAAAUAUAGGGAUCAUACUACUUUCUUUUCUUACAUAAUAUACAUUUAAAUAAAUGUUACAAAUAUAAUUUUUAAAUAACUAAAAAAUAAAGUGCAAGUUUAAGCGUUACAUAUAUUCAUAUAUUUACAGAUACCAAGCGUUGUUGAUCAAACUGCUGAUCAACCACGUGGGUGAGAUCCGCAACAAUCGAGAGACGGCCUCGCCGACUGUCCUCGUCUGUGCCAAAACGCGUGGAUGAGAAGGCGGAUUUUACCACGCGUGGUUCCCUCGCGUUUUAUCUGGCAUCUCACGGCCUCUCAACUCGUGCAAGUCAACUCGAUAUACCGAGUCGCGCUCGAAUACGUUUUACGCGUCCCCAUUAGCCGUGCAUCUCUCAGUUCACUCUCCCGGCUUCUUCUCUUCUCGUAUGUACGCGACGUUCACGUACACGAUGCCGCAUCGCCGCGUUCCCACCCGCAUAUUAUUAGACCUCCGAC
Molecule: messenger RNA, 4975 nt
Organism: Monomorium pharaonis (pharaoh ant)
Lineage: Eukaryota; Metazoa; Arthropoda; Insecta; Hymenoptera; Formicidae
Exons: 3
Source: RefSeq, a predicted model, not a curated record